AUGGAACGCCUCCAUGGCAGUUUUCAGGAGCAGAUGUCAUCGAGGAUGGAGAAGCUGCAUGGAAGCAUACAAGACCGGCUUGAGCGCUUGGAGAAGCAGUUUGGGCAGGCGGACGAGCGCCGCACAAAGGACUGGGAGGUGCGUUUGACUACCAUGGACCAGCAGCUCUCCGAGUCCAUCGCCACGCAUGGCCGGAAGCUGGAGCAGGCCCACUCCAAGUGGGACCAGCUACAUGGCCGCAUGGCCACCCUGGAGGCUCAGGGAAGCACUAUCGACCAGUUGAAGCAAAACCACGCCAAGCGCGAUGCUCACCAUGCUUCCAUGGCUGAGCGCUUGGAAUAUGUUGAGAAAAUGCUUGGCGACUCUGCCGAUCGCCACAGCCAGGAGCUGAAGGCCGCCCACCAGAAGCUGGAGCAGGUCCACGGCCGACUCUCCGCGUGUGAGCGAUCGCACAACACCCUAACGGAGCAGCAGCGAGCCCGGGAGGUCAACUUGGACGCUCACCACGCAACGCUCAAGGAGCGCGUGGACUACCUAGAAGGCGCCAUCGGUGACUCAGCGGACAGGCAUUCUCGGGAACUCGAGAGCUUGAAGACGGCCCACAGCCGACUUCAAAGCGACUCGAAAGCUAAGGAGGCGCACACUGACGCACACCAUGCCAACGUGGGAGAGCGGCUCUCAUUCUUGGAGAAGGCGAUUGGAUCGACAGUGGACGGUUUGAAGAAGGCGCAUGCGAACCAUGUGUCUGAUCAAACAGCACGAGAUGCGCAUCAUGCGACUCUCGCGGAGCGGUUGGACUACUUGGAGAGGAUGUUUGGAGAUUCCGCAGACAUGCAUGCCAAGCAGCUGAAGGCAGCCCACGACAAGAUCGAGAAGAUCCAUGCUCGCGUGGCAAGCUGCGAAGAGACGGGCUCGACCGUGGCAGACUUACACAAGUCGCACCAGCAGGUAAACCAAGAGCACCGCGACAAGAUCUCCACCCUGCACUCUUCCGUUAGCGAGCGGCUGAGCUACCUGGAGGGCUUGAUGGGCGAGUCUGCCGAGCUACAUGCCAGGGAGCUGGAAGCUUUGAAGACGUCGCACUCGCGAAUGGCCUCGGAAGUGAAAGCUCGCGAUGCCCACCAUGCGACCGUAUCGCAGCGCCUGGACUACAUCGAGAAGCUCUUAGGCGACUCAGCUGACAAGCACGCCCAAGAGCUCAGGGCGGCCCAUAGCAAGAUUGAUCAAGUGCAUCAAAGAGAAAGCUUACGAGCUCUUCUACACUCUGAAAAGGAGGCUCGGCAAAAGCACGUGGCCACGGUGGAAGAACGGCUGGAACGAUUGGAAACGUCUCUGGGUGAGACCCACAGCAAGCAUGCUUUGGAGAUCGAGUCUACCAAGGCUGCUCACCAGAGAUUAAGCAAGGAGCAGAAGUUGCGUGAUGACAAGCAUGCAACCGUCGCAGAAAGGCUGGAAUAUUUGGAAACGAAGAUCGGAGACUCCUUCGACCAACACGAGCGUGAGCUGAAAGCGGCACAUGCAAAGUUGGAGCAGGCUCAGAACCGAAUUCUCCAGUGCGAGAAGCAGGGCGCCACGAUCUCCGAACUCCAUCGGUCCCACAGCUCCAGCUCCCAAGAGCACAAAGCGGCUCUUGCGGCCCACACGGCUUCUUUGGGCGAGCGCCUGGAGUUCCUGGAGAAGAGUUUGGGCCAGUCUGUGGAAAAGCAUGCCAAGGAGGUGGAGGCCCUCAAGGUCUCUCACUCGAAGUUUGCCACUGACACGAAGCUUCGGGCAACGGUAUCGGAACGCCUCGACUACGUCGAAAAGAUGGUCGGGGAUUCGGCGGACAAGCACGCCAAAGAGUUAGCAGCGGCCCAUGACAAGAUCAAGGCUCGUGGCAACCACGUGGAUUUCAUGCGAAAGACACACGAGAAGAUGGCGAACGAGCAGGCUCACAGGGAGCAGAUUCACGCGCGCCUGAACGAGGAGCGGCAGAUGCGAGAGCAGGCUGGGUGCAUGAGCAGUUCCAGACCGAGAAGGCAGGCAGAAGCAGAGCAGAUGAAGAACUUCUCCUUAACGAUCAUGGAGAACACGGCCGUUCCUGGACCUGCUGGAUCUGCUGACAUGGCUGUGGAUCUCGAGCAAGUUGAGCAACUUGGGUCACCGACCGAGCUGGCAGAGGAGAGCGACAUGGAACAUGAUGCGGACGUCAAGCUCGAGCCCAAGGUGGAGAAAGAGAAAACGGAGAAGAGUGAGAAGAGAAAACGAGAGAUUAAGAAAGCUCGUCCUGACGCCCAAGCUCAAGCGAUACCGGAUGAUUCGGACGAGGAUCUUGGGAGUCCUUCCAAGAAAGCCCAUGGUGACGACAGACCUAUCUCAGCCCGUGAGCUUCGUGAACUCCUUGUUGGGCAUCGGGAUGACAUGAAACAAGCAUGGCAAGCUUUUGAGGAUCGCUUGGGACGAGUGGAACUACAGCAAAAGAACCAGGUGGGCGACAUUGCCUCACUAGCAGGAAGAACCAAGAUCAACGAGAAGGACAUCUCCUCCGUCAAGAAGGCCCAGACCGUCGCCGAUAAGAAGAUUGAGAGCAUCACCGCGGAGGUCGCCAACUUGAAGGUCCAGUUCGAGGAGCAGAAACAAGCUGUUCAACCACCUGCUGAAGGCGCACACCCUGGAGGGGGAGUUGGAGCAGAUCCAUGGGCUGAUUACUACAACCGGCAGCUCGCAAGUGGGAGAAUUGGAAAUGGACAAUCUUCGAACGAUCGCCCCAACCCGGCUAAACCAUCCACGCUUCCGUCUGGAGGGGGAGAGGGCGACUUUCUCUCGGAGGAUGAUAGGAAGACGCUUGUGGUCGGCGGGUGGCUGCAGGAUACACGCAGGGCGACUAUCGAGGAGGAGUCCAAAAGUUUCCUUGAGCAUCCGGAGGUCAAACCGCUGGUGGAUGUGGAGAAGCUGGCGAUCUUCGGCCCCCGCAGAAGUGUAGGUAUGUUAAAGUUUUGCUUGCGAGAUGGUGAAAAAUCUCUCGAUGAGGUGAAGAACAGGAUGUGGAAGGUUGUCAAGGCAGCCUCUCAGCUUCGAAUUCCUCUGGAAAGCGCCAAGAACAUGGGCGAGGACAGGGCGAUUUGGUGCUCCUUCGUAAAAACCAAGCAGGCACGGACGAGAUCGGCACACAUCAGCAUGGCGCGGCGUGUCACAAUGGCCCUAGCGGCAGAGUCCAAGAACGAGGAGGGCGGUGUUCUAAACUACGAGCACACAACCACCGGCGCCUAUGACAUGGACUGGAACGCGGGAACAAUCUGGAGCGGACUACACAAAUUGGCCUCAUCGACCCACAGGAGCCCGAAGGAUGCCGAAAUCAUCACCAUGACGGGCGGCUGGAUCAACUUGGACGCUGUGGGACUCAUUGCAGGAUGCACUGUGGAGGCUGCCAAGGCAGCCUUUGAAAAAGAGCUACGCAAAUGGGGGCGAUGUGGGAGCUGGAAUCUGGGAGGACAGAAAAUUGACCUUCUGGAUGUUGCAGGACGUGAUCUUGACAUUGUCUUGGCUCAGGAGGUUUCACGGGGUGAAGUUGGUUGGGACACUACGAACACCGAACUGUUCCACUGGGUUCACCAUCAGAGUCCGCGACAAUGGCGAGGAGUAGCGAUUGGGAUCGCACAUGACAAGCUCGACAGUGUCAUCCAUCGUGUUUCCACCUCUCGUGGCAUCUGGUUGCUCGCUCGCCUUAAAGGCUUGGGACGAGUUGCCAUUGGGGCCCUUCACUGCCAUACUGGUGCCACUAAUGCCAUUUAUCAAGCCGCUGUACUACAGUUCACACAAGAAUGCCCCGGCCGAUGGAGACAAUACCCGCUGAUAUGCGGCAUCGAUGCGAAUGAAGAACUCAAGUGGAUGGAAGGCGAUGAUUGCAGAAUCUCUCUACGACGAGGAUCCACAAACCUCGAGCUCCUUUCACACCAGAUGCUUCACCUUGGGGCCUGCCCAAUUGGCCCAACUCGUGCCCAGUGGGAGUGUCCUUCUCACUUCCCGCGAGAUGAGACAAGAGUGGGCAGGCAAAUUGAUGGAGUCUGGUCAAGGCUACUCGACACAAAUGAAGUGAGACUUGAUGCUGAACGACGCCACGUUAUCGGCACCGACCAUGCCCUUGUCUACGUGGAUCUGUUCUCCAAUGGGAAAAGUCAAGAUCGAUGGGGUCGAGAUUCUCGUCCUCGCUAUCUUUGUGCCGACAUCCCAUCUGUAGAUAUUCAGACCGCGGCAGACCUCGCCCAAGUAGCUCGUGCCUGCACCUGCCCAAGGAAAUCAUUGGCCUAUGAGGAUACCGAUGAGAUCAAGGACAUGAUUCGGGAGGCCCGCAUCACCAAUGAGAAAAAAGACUGGAAACGAGUUCAUAAGGCUAGAAGAACGGCCAAGCGAGCGUGGGAGCAACAAAGGCUUAGCAACAUCCUGCACGGUGACUGGCACCAGUAUCGGGCACUCCAGCGUGAAAAGAAACGCCGAACCGGAUGGUGGGGAAAGAUGCUACAAAACCAGUCUGCGUCUGACAACACUGAGAAAGUCAAAGCUCACCUUAGCUCCAAGCUUGUCAAUGAGUUCGGCAAGGAUUGGGACGAACUUCUCCAGAUGCAAAUUGAUGCGAUCGAGACACGCAGCAUCUACCAGCCCUUCACCAUGAUUGAAGUCCGCGAAGUCUUGCAAGACAUGAAGGUGAAUAGCGCCGUUGGGCCAGAUGGCAUCAGUGUUUCUUUCCUUCGCCAUGCCAUGAGCCAUGACAUUGUCGCCCCUUUGAUAUUGGACCUCAUCAAUAACAUCAUUGAAUGGGUCGACAUGCCUGACAACUGGGAAGAUAACUUCCUUGCCUUGCUCGCCAAAGUUGACUACCCUGAGAAGCCGGGUGACUUGCGCCCUAUCUGUGUAAGCUCAGCGUUCCACAAGCUCAUUAACAAGCUUGUCUGCACGAGGGCGCUCCCCAGCAUGAGGAUUGGAUCGCGCAUCUCAGGAUGCGGCAAGGGGAGACAGGCCGCAGACAUCAUUGGGACGAUGACUCGACUGAGAGACCUCACGCAAGAAUGGGAUCUCCCUAUCCUGCUUUGCAAACUCGACAUCUCGGGCGCGUUUGACAAGCUGGACAGACAGAAAGUGGUCGAACUACUUCGGGAACGGCUUGGAGGGGGAGAUCUUGAUCAUGAACUCAAAUAUCUCAUGGCACAGUUGAGAACUUACAAACUGACCGGCAAGGUGCCAGGCGGGGGCGAGAUCUCUCUUUCCCCUAAUAUCGGCAUAAAACAAGGGGCUCCAGAAAGCGCGGAAGUCUUCGGUCUUGUCAUGGACGCUAUCCUCACCCAGCUGAUUGAACACGCGGGCUGGAAGGCCUUUGGUCGUCCCCUCCCAGGACUGGACGUUGAACUGGUCUUUUACCAGGAUGAUAUUUUCCUGAUUGAAACCAAUUUGGGGCGACUGGGGAAAAGGGUGAAAGUGCUUGAACGCUGUCUUCUUCGUCAUGGGUUGAAUUUAGCGCCAGAGAAGACCAAGAUUGUGGCAUCAAGCUCAUACCGAGGGGCGAGAAGAGCACUCGUGGGAGGAACAUUCUUUUCUGUCGCGGACGGCCAUGACUCCGUUCGCGUGCUUGGGAUCUCCUUUAACUUGCAAGACUCAGCGUCUCAACAGGCGAGGGAGAUUCUACAACGUACCCGUGGAGCAGCGAUGUGCCACAAAGAACUUCUUCGAGGGCGAGCUAGCUGGGAGCGAAAGGCGAACAUGAUCGGGACCCUCGUUGAAUCACAGUUCACCUGGACGGGAGGAGCUCUACACUGGUCGCCGGAAGAUCUUCGACAGGCGAAUACCCUGCAGCUCCAUGUGCUGCGCAGUGCAUUCAGGAUAGCAAGAACCAAAGAUGAAACCUGGGCCGACUGGAACACCCGCAGCAUGAGACUCUGCAGAGCGUGGCUUGCCGCUCAAGGACGUCCGCGUUGGUCUGCACGAUUGCUUACCCUGCAACAUACACUGUUGGGCCAUUGGGCCCGCAUGCAGGAAACACUAGGCCCCGACAAAGGCGCCAUUCCGUGCCUGCCGAUGCGAGCAUUCCAGUGGAGAAGCACUGCGUGGUGGCGAAAACAGCAGCAACUCACACCACGGACAGGGGUUCGGCAUCCUCGCAGAGUUUAUAUCUCGAACGUCGAACAGAUGCUAGCUGCUACGCAUGGCUGUGAAUGGCCGGACCUUGCUCAGAAUCGGCAAAGAUGGACAGCCUGUCGCCAAGAGUAUCUCAACAGAUGGGACCCAAAGUGGUGCCGUGGACGUCAACUGGCAUUGCAAAACUAA
Messenger RNA from Symbiodinium sp. CCMP2592, 6294 nucleotides. Lineage: Eukaryota; Dinophyceae; Suessiales; Symbiodiniaceae. The record is from the annotation of a GenBank genome assembly.